Penicillium brasilianum is the source of this 2154-nucleotide messenger RNA. Lineage: Eukaryota; Fungi; Ascomycota; Eurotiomycetes; Eurotiales; Aspergillaceae. The record is from the annotation of a GenBank genome assembly.
AUGAGAGACAUUGAGGAGACAAGAAAGAGAUGGGAGACACUCUUCCUUGGCCAUGACACCCCGUCCGACCUGCGGGCGGCAUUGCGUGCGGAGCAGGGAGCACAGCUGUGCACCGACGGACUGAGAUCGAUCUGCUGGAAGGUCUUCCUGCUAUUCGACAGUGUCGAGCGCGAACAAUGGUCCCAGAAACUAGCCGAGUCGCGAGAUGCGUACAGCGCCUUGCGUGCCCAUUUCCUGAAAUACAUCGAGCACCCCGAUGACCUGGAGUCGACAGUCGAUCCGCUGGCGGACGAUGAAGAGUCUCCCUGGCAAACGCUCCGUAACGACGAAAAGCUACGGGCCGAGAUUGUACAAGAUGUCGACCGUUGCCUGCAAGAAAAUUUCUUCUUUCAAGAGCCCUCCACGAAACGAAAGUUGACCGAUGUCCUGUUUGUUUACUCGAAACUCAAUCCGGAUGUCGGGUAUAGACAGGGCAUGCACGAGCUACUAGCGCCCAUUCUAUGGGUCAUUGAUCGGGACUCGGUCGAGCGUCCAACCCAGGGUGCCACUGAGAAAGAGGACAUCAUUAUGCUGGAUCUUCUUGAUACUAGAUUUGUGGAGCAUGACUCCUUCACGCUAUUUUUAUCUGUCAUGCAGACAGCUCGCAUAUAUUACGAACAUGGCGAGACCAAAUCAGCCAAUGGACAGGGGGAUGUCAUUCCAAUUGUCAACAGGUGCCAAUAUCUUCACCAAGAGGCUCUGACAAUCAUCGAUCACGAAUUGGCUGACCACCUUCAUGCGGUGGAGGUGCUCCCCCAGAUUUUCUUGACUCGUUGGAUGCGUCUGCUGUUCGGACGAGAGUUUCCUUUUGACGACGUCCUUGAAAUGUGGGACUUACUAUUUGCACAUGGGCUGCGAUCUGAUCUUGUUGAUUUCACAUGCAUUGCAAUGCUGCUACGUAUUCGCUGGCAAUUACUCAAGGCAGAUUACUCUGGUGCACUGUCAAUGUUACUACGCUAUCCGCCUCCCGAACCGCACUCACCUCAAGCUUUCGUGCAUGAUGCCCUUUAUCUCGAACAGAACCCGACAGCGGAGCGGGGUAGUUUCCUCAUUUCAAAGUACUCGGGCAGACCUCCUGAGCCAUCCAAGCCUCGAAGCCGUUCCGGAAUUCGGCCCGCUAUGAAGGCCCAAUUGUGGGAGGACUUCAAGGGUCGCAGCGAAAGCAGCUCCCCAGGUUCCUCCCCUGCAAGAAAUAGUCCCAAGAGUUUGGAGGCGCUUUUUCAAGACGUUUCUCAAGGCAUUCAACGCCGCACCGAAUCUUGGGGAGUGGCGAAGGCAGUCCGAGGGGCGGUGACCGAAGCUCGAAAGAACAUGCAGAGCAUGCAUUAUGAGCCAGCUCUUCGAUCUGCUGCCACGCGUCCAAAGCCCGUCUCUACCAUGGCCGUCAAAGGUGCGCCGCACAGCCCAACGCCCACCGAGCUAGGGUUACAAACCAAGAUCGAUCGGCUGGAAGAACGGAACCAACAACUAGCGACUACCUUGAGCGAAGCAUUGAAGGAUCUCCGUAUGCAACUAAGCAUGAUGAAGGACAUGGACGCAGAUACCACAGAUACGGUGAAACACGCUCUCGAUCGAGCGCAGUCCGUGCAAGACUGCCUCGAGGACUCAAUGCUACCUCCCCCGGUAGGGAGUGCCUCGCAUUCCGCUACUGUAGAUGAGGCAACACCUCAAUCGGAAUCUUUGGUCUCUAAACGAGUCAACGAUCCCGAGACCACAGAAGUGGCUGAGAAGCCGGACCAGCAAGGCGCACAACGGUCCUCUCGCGCGGAUACCUCCGGCCCAAGCCUACAUAGUGGGACUCCAAAGGCAGCCAGCAUCGCCACAACUAGUGCGAUGACCACCGCCGGACAUACCGAUGCUGGUCUGCGGGCGGCAGUGCGACCAUCUCUAUCUGAUGCCGGGUUCUCAUGGAUGUUGGGAGGCAGCCGGAAUCUUUCAACUUUUGUCAGUCCGGCCUCGGUGCCUCCGGAGCAGACUCGACAUCAGGAUCAACCUCGCAGCAAAGGCAGCAGUCCUCUUUUCAGUGGUCAUGGAGAUGAACACCCUAGGACAGAUCAAGCCGAACACGAUGAACUGGCGCUACACAGUCUGUCCGGUGCUCGAGGCCCGCUGUAA